AUGGGGCUUCUAAAGUUGUCCACGAGUGCAUUUGUCCUCAUCAAUCUGUACCUUGCUCCCUCGAUUGAAGCCAGAAGCUGUGACGGAACACAGGUAACAACGCUCAAGGCUAACCAGGUGGUUAUCAAAGGCGCUCCUCAAUGUCCGCAAAAUGAUGGCGAUAUCAUUGAGACCAGUGAUGGUGGCUACUACAACUUCCAGUGCUGCAUGCACGAGUCUAAAGGAUCGAAGUUCAUCAAAAAUGUUCAGACGACAGGGUAUGAUGACUGCAUCAACCAAUGCACCUUGACGGACAAUUGUCAAGCGUUCCGCUACGUCUUCGGUGAUUACAACGACGAAAAAGCUGGAGACUGUAAGCUUUAUGGAAGUGGCACUUUCUCGGACACGAAGUGCGGAAACACACUACAUGACUGGGCCUAUCUCACUGAUCCUCCGGUGAUCGAGGUCCCUGAAAGUGUGCGAGCAGCAUGCUCAACCGAGUGCCCCGAUGCAGAUGGUCAGAUAUAUACUGCCAGAAACAAACAGGUGUUCCACUUGGAUUGUCAGAAGCGCCAUGGAACAGCUUGGUUCCACAAGCUCGAUUCGAACUCCUUGAAAGAAUGCACAGAGUCCUGUGCCUCGUUCAUCGGAUGCCAGAGUGUCGACUAUCACAAACGUACUAAGAAGUGCUACCUUGGCAAGCGUACUUCAAAGCCCACCCUCGACGCCCCCGGAUGGGCAACUGCUUACUCGCUUGGCUGCUCGGGAGCGUGCUCUGAAGAUUCCUGUGGUAAUACUUGUGGCUCAAUGGCCCCUCCGGCCAAUAUUACUCCUAAACCAGAGCAGGAUCAAGAGCCCAUUGUGCCAGCCAAUCCUGCCACACCUCCGCCGCCCAAGGAAAUAAAUUGCAACGAUCACAACAACUCGCAAGUUGACCUAGAUGGCACAAAGUAUGAGAUUCGUUGCGGCAAACAGUACCGUGAGAACGGCCGUCAGGUAGCAUCUGGAAUCUCCUACACUGAAUGCCUGAAGCUGUGCAGUGCAGACUCGACCUGCAACUCGGUGGAUUACUGGGAACCUAGUGGUGGACAGUCCUGCUAUCUCUUCAGUGUCACUGGAGAACCAGCUCAUUCAACCGAUUUAAAUUGGGCUGCCUUCAAGGCUUGA
Penicillium coprophilum is the source of this 1146-nucleotide messenger RNA. RefSeq lists its product as uncharacterized. NCBI's taxonomy places the organism in Eukaryota, Fungi, Ascomycota, Eurotiomycetes, Eurotiales, Aspergillaceae. Bases 1 to 1146 code for a protein of 381 amino acids. The record is from RefSeq and is a predicted model, not a curated record. The transcript has 4 exons.